AUGACAGGUGUUCUUAACUACCUGGUGACUGACUACGGUCGUCAACUGGAUUUCUCCAAGAGUCUCCAAAACACUGUCAACAUUAAGCGACUAAGCCUCAAGAGGAGGCCUCGAGCGGCCGACGGCAAUGCGGAAAAAACGCAAAGCGGCAUUUCAUCGGGCCAGUGGCAUUCUGCGGAGUCCCUGUCAUCCUUCAGCAAUGAUGACACAAGACUCCUGGGUCGACCUCCACUUCCUCCACCGCAUGGAUCCACGGCCGAUAAACAUUCUUCCAGAAAUGACGGACCGGAUCGCAGUGGUGAAUUAAAGUCCUCGCCGGCUGCGAGAGCUCCUUCUUUGCAAAAACAAAACCCUUUGUUGGAGCAGACCAUUGCUGAGCAACACCUACAUUUGGAGCAGGAGUCAACAAGCAACUCUCUUGGUAUCCGCCGCCGACUGGCCAGCUUUGGUGGCGUGAGCUCCCCUGGUUCUCUCUCUCGCUUCACCGGUUUGGGUGCUUAUGACGACAACAACAAGGGUGGCAAGGCUUCUGGCAUCAGCAGCGAUACGGAUGGACGCCUUGGCUCCUCCCUGGGAGGCAGAGGCAGCACAGGCUGCCUCCGGUCGAGCCCUCAGGGAUCCGGAAGAAGCACGCCGGUUUCGAGUCUCGGCCCCACGCAACUUCUGAAUGUCCGUGAUCAAAUGGUAGUGGCUCUGGAGAAGCUGAGGGAGCUGGAGGAGCAGGUGAAGAUCAUCCCCUUGCUCAAGGUGAAAAUAUCAGUCCUUCAGGAGGAAAAGAGGCAACUGGCCUCUCAACUCAAGAUCCAGUAUAAGGAGGGGAGUACCGAGGAAGAACUCCAAGUCAAAGAAAAGAGGGACGGCUAUGACUUCAACGACAGAGAUGAGGAGAUGUUGGCACUGGAAAGAGCCAUUAAGACUGGACAUUAUCCAACAUGGCAAGGAAGAAGCCGUUGCCAUGGGAAUGACAAGACACUUGAGGAAGAAGCCAUGAAUGAACACAGUCAUACAUCCAUUGCACCGCAAGUUCAACUUGGACGCAGCCUGGAAUUAGAAGCAGAGAUUCAAACCCAACAACAAGUUAUCGCUGCCCUGACGCAGAAAACCGUUCACUUGGAAGCCCAUUUGAAAGAAUCCUCUCUCCAGGCUGAGAUGAGCCGUCUGAAACUGGAGCUUCAAGCUGCGGAAGCUAGAAACCGAGUGGACAAAGCCUCCUCCGCCAGGCCGUCCACUGCCAGCUGCAGCACCGAGGCGAGGCCUGACACCAAAAGCCAAGGGGUCGGCAACCACACUGAGCUCAAAGAUGCCGGCACGGGGGAUGCUAUACAGGUGAAGAGCGUGGCUGUAUCGUGUUGUGGCCCCGAGUUGAAGAAUGUCUGCAUUGGCCCAGAUCUCGCAAUGAGCCGCUGGGAGGUUAGAGAGCGAGCGGAAACCAGAGAGAAGGGCGUGGGGGUCCACGUUUCGACUAACUCCCAAGGAGUCGGAGUGGAAGUGAAGCUAAACGAUGCAGAAAGCAACACGCAGGUACCGUGGCGGAAUUUGGCGCGUAAAGAAGUCAAGUCAGUCGCAUGCGGCGACUGUUCUGUGGAUGUAAUCAUCCGCCAGGCAAAGGCCACGGUUUCUCGGGGCGUGGCAACAGAUCCGGUCAAAGGGUUAGCUCUUGGACUCGUGGCGUCGUCUCAGACAACGUCCCAGCGUACCAACACUGCAUUCAGCUCCGUGUCUCGUUUCACAAACACAAGACAAGCCAUCAGCAUGGACUCCGGCGCAAACACCGUCCUCAGAAGCCAAAACAAGCACACCAACACUACCAAGGUCGCUGCGACCAGGACAGCAUCAGUCGGCAACAGGGCCAAAGACGUCAAGUGCAUCCUGAAGACACGCACAGUUGGUGUGGGAACCAGCCCCCUGGAAGAAAAUGUCCCUCAACCAAAUACCAGAGACUUCGGUGUUGGAUUCACAAGCAUUCAUGAGAACUUCCUGGUCGGCCUCAAAACCCAAAACAUGGCCUCCGGACCAUCCCAUCUACCUGACCCAGUGAAGACGAGGAGCAUUGGCGUCGGGGAAGGGAAGAUACGGGAUCUGUCGGGUUCGAACGGUGCAGCCGGUCAGCAGAUUGCAUCGUCUCAGUGCAAUUCAGAGGUGGACAGUCGUGUAGAAAAGAUACCGGCAGUACUCAAGUCGUGCAGUGGCCCUCAAACUGAGGGUUUUGCUGAGCGGAAAACCAGCUCAUCACAAUCAGCCAGUAACAAAGAUGCACCUCAAGGAGGUCCAUUGGAUUCAGUCGACAGAGAAAUUCAACUGCCUGCUGACUCCUGCAAGUCCUGUCAGCAGGGUGGCUGCGACUCCGAGGUGAAAAGAAUGAUACAGCUUUUAGAACAACAGACAUCAUCCGCCGUGAGAGAUGGAUCAACACCUUUCGGUGUCCCGCGCAAGGCCAUGAAGAAGGAAAACGGCGAGCAAGGCUGCAGCAACACAAGGAAAAACCUGAGGUUCAUGAAGGCGGCCAGCGGGUUGAACCCGCCUCACAAGCUGCCUGCCGCUGACAACCCGGACGAGGCUCCUGUGGACGUAACCCCGGCGAGGCGUCUCAGAGGUGUCAUCGCCAGCAAGGCAGCCAAAGGGUCUGCAAAAUCACAGAUCACCAAGCGGUGCAAGUUCAGCGAGAAGAUGAUGUCGGCUUGCCAGGCCUUGAAGACGCACCUGAGUGACGGCAAGCGCUUACCAAGCAGGGAGCUGCGCGACUGCUUGCAGACGGUCCAGCAGGAGUGGUUCUCCGUGUCCAGCCCCAAGUCGGCUUCGGUCGAGUCCGUGGAGGACUACUUGUCCGGCUUCCGCGUCAUCUCGCCCUCGCUGCUGCGACACGUCGCCAACAUGGCCGACGGCAACGGCAACACGGCGCUGCACUACAGCGUGUCGCACUCCAACUUCGGCGUGGUCCAGAAGCUGCUGGAUGCCGAUGUGUGCGACGCCAACAAGCAAAACAAAGCAGGGUACACGCCCAUCAUGCUGGCCGCGCUCGCCGCCGUGGACCGGGCGGAGGACAUGAGCGUGGUGGAGCAGCUCUUCAAUAGAGGCCACGUCAACGCCAAAGCCGGCCAGGCCGGUCAGACGGCGCUGAUGCUGGCCGUGAGCCACGGCCGCGUGGAGAUGGUGCGGGCGCUGCUGGCCCGCGGCGCCGUGGUCAACGCGCAGGACGACGAGGGCUCCACGGCGCUGAUGUGCGCCAGCGAGCACGGCCACGCCGCCAUGGUGAAGCUGCUGCUGGACCAGCCCGACUGUGACGCCGAGCUGACUGACAGCGAUGACAGCACGGCCUUGUCUAUUGCCUUGGAGGCGGGACAUAAUGACAUCGCCGUGCUUCUCUACGCGCACGCCAACUUCUCCAAAGGACACUCUGAGGCGCCUCACUGUGGAAGAUCGUGAUUUGUUUCUUCUGGAUAAAACUAUCGCAACCAGGAAUUUGCCAUUUCCUAUUUUAGCAUUUAGCCAAAUAUUCUAUAUAGGAUUUGUGUUGGCUUGAGUACAUAAACAACGCUAAUAAAUGUCACUAAAUGCAUCUUUUAUUAUAUACUAUCCACAAUCUGUAAUCAUUUGUGAUUCACGCUAAUGAACGCAUAUUCGCGGUUACCCUAUUGCAGAUUUCCACUGUUGGUGGUCGGGCCUGGUCCUUAUCCCCCGUGAAUAGCGGGGCUCCGCUGUGAACAGAACGACUCAAAUGAAUCCACAAAGUCAUAAAACAAAGCUCACGGCAUGCUAGCUUCAUGUACGAUCAUAGAGUAAAUGCAUUUUCUACCUUUCGCGAGUUAUCCAUGACAACCGCCACCUUGCACAAUAGAAAUAAACAGAACGAGUACAAAUGA
Phyllopteryx taeniolatus (common seadragon) is the source of this 3860-nucleotide messenger RNA. Its product is annotated as KN motif and ankyrin repeat domain-containing protein 1-like. Gene Ontology annotation, cellular component: cytoskeleton; cytoplasm. Gene Ontology annotation, biological process: negative regulation of actin filament polymerization. The transcript has 11 exons. Lineage: Eukaryota; Metazoa; Chordata; Actinopteri; Syngnathiformes; Syngnathidae. The record is from RefSeq and is a predicted model, not a curated record. Gene Ontology annotation, molecular function: protein binding. Bases 1 to 3423 code for a protein of 1140 amino acids.